This is a messenger RNA of Psylliodes chrysocephalus, 1206 nucleotides long. The record is from the annotation of a GenBank genome assembly. Lineage: Eukaryota; Metazoa; Arthropoda; Insecta; Coleoptera; Chrysomelidae.
AAAACUAUAAUGAUUAUUCGCUGUUCGCUUGUUCGCACGCAGCAGUGAGGUUAGUCAAUUUCAGCCUGUCCGUGAGCUGCGAAGGUUUGUCAGGGCCACAGUUUUCUCUCGUGACUACAGAGUGGCAAGCUUUGUUUUCAAUGUCAGCGAUGGAGGAGAAACUCAUCGAGGCAGUUCGAGAUAGAAACAUUUUAUAUGACACCUCACAUCCUGAUUAUAUGAAAAUCAAAAUAAAAUUGAAGAUUUGGGACGAAAUUGCGAAAGAGAUUGGGAUGCAAUCUGGUUCUGAGGCAAAAAUGCAGUGGGAGAAAUUAAGGCACUCUUUGAGGGAUGCAAUAAGGAGACAAAAAAAAUAUGUGAGAAAUGGCGCCGCACCAUCUACCUUGAAACCGUGGAAGUUUCAAACAGAAAUGGGAUUUCUUCAGCCGUACAUGGCCAAUAGGAAAAAAGAAAUCAAUCUGCUUGACGAGUACGACGAGGAUUCAAACACUCAAAACUAUGAGCAACUCGAAAAUGAAGAUACCCUGGAAGUAGACAGUGAGGUCGAACAUGCAAGCGAGGAGCGUGAAGAUGAAGGUGGGAUACCUAGAACAGCCGCAGUCUUUUCAGGAAAUUCAAAGGAAAAUUCUCCCAAAAGACACGUACAAGAAAAUCCUUCUGACCUUCCUGAUUCUUCAAGGGAAAACACAUCAACACCACAAUAUAAAAUCAAGAAGAAAGACAAUAUUGAGAUCUUACUUAAACAGUCAAUAGAAAACCUGGAAAAAAGAGCGACUGAAAGAGCAUCACAUAGAGCAGGAUUAUUUGAUAGGAUCCAACCUCCGAGCGAUCCAUUAUAUCAUUUUUUUAUGUCGAUGUAUGAAACAACAAAACGAAUGCCACCGUCGUCACAACACGUUGUAAAAAAUCAUGUAUACAAAGCUGUGACAGAUAUGGAAGCGACUUUACUUAACAUUCCACAAAUACAUACACAUCAACAAUCCCAAUUUUAUCAAUGCAAUAUUCAACAUCAGUAUGAUCAAUGCAAUGAUUCCCGAUGCUCUCCGUCUACGCCACUUUCUUCCAUUCAUAAUGCUCCACCAGAAAGUCGGGAAGAAAGAAAUACUUAGAUCAACUUUAUAAGUCAGUUUUCUGUAACUAUUAUCUUUAAUUUUAUAUUACUUUUUUUAUGUAUUUUGCAGAUUUUUUACUAGUUAAUGUGGUAGA